Molecule: messenger RNA, 4380 nt
Organism: Tetranychus urticae (two-spotted spider mite)
Lineage: Eukaryota; Metazoa; Arthropoda; Arachnida; Trombidiformes; Tetranychidae
Biological process (GO): activation of GTPase activity
Molecular function (GO): guanyl-nucleotide exchange factor activity
Source: RefSeq, a predicted model, not a curated record
UGUUUCAUCAUUAAAAUUAGUAACCUUGCCACUUGGAGAAUCAAUAUGAUUAACUGUAGUUUUGUUUCAUUCUGCUUCCCUCGGAUUGAUGUGAUUGUCGCCUGAGCUUUGCUUUAAACAGUUGUUUAUUGUUAAAGGAAAAAAGAACUCGAUUAUCUCUACUUUCUUAAUCAAGACAAUUUACCUUGAAAAAAAUUUAAGAAAGAUAUUAAUCUUUACCUACUUGAAAUUUUCUCUUAACAUUUCAAUAAAUCAACUCGUGAUCUAUUUCAAUUAUCGUCAUCAUUUCAUUUUGGAUUCUUCUUCUUCUAAAAUUGCAAUUUUUAGUGUUUUCUGGUUAGAUGAAUAUCCCACUUGGUCAAUCAUGUUUUAAAAAAGAUUACCAGGAGAACACUGUUACUGGUCAUCUUCAUUUUUCUAACCAGUUACCUGUUCAACCUCAAAGUGGUAUACAUCUUACCAAAUUUGAAUCUUUACCUAGAGGACUCAAAAGAGCUGAAUUGAAUAGUGUUAAGUGUCAAUCAGUUGAAAAUUUAACACAUUCACCGCUUCCUCCCAUGUACUCUACAAUUACCUCAAGUACACCACCACCUGGAAUCAUUGAAAAUCAUCACCAAGGAGGCUUCAUAAAUGGCCAGUUGUCUUUGAGAAAAGGAUUGCGUCGCCUUUUAGAUAAAAAUGGAACCUCCAAUGGUAGCCUCAAAUAUUCUCAUUCAUCCCAUGUUCUCAAUCAAUCAUCAAACCCAACAAAUGCAACUAAAUGUGAAUUUACCAAUGGUUCUUCAUCAACCUUAUCAUCCUCAUCUAAUGGUUCAUCCUCUUUAUCAACUGGAAAUCUAAUGUCUACUCGAAGUCAUUCACUGGAAAAUGGAAAUGCAAAGUUGAAAGAUUCUGUUCGUUCCAGUACCAUGAUAAACAACACGGUUAACCAGACUAAACAAAGUUUUGUUAAAACACCUAGAAGUCGAAGUUCAUCACCGCAUCGUAGUCUACGAUUUAAAUCUUCCAUUGCACGUUUCAUUGAUUCAAAUGGUCGUCUGGUUGAUUGCAAUGGUCGCCAUGGGUUACCUCGGAAACAAUUAAAAGCACUUCUACCUAUGGAAGAUCCAAACAUAAAUUUAACCUACUACCGACAGUAUUCACCUAUUAUCGAGAAAAAUGGCCUUCUCACACAAGUCAAUAUUCGUACUAUGGAUUCAUUGAAAGAAAACCUAGACAUUUAUGUCGUCUCCAAUAAUUCAAAUCACAACAACAACAAUAAUAAUGAAAGCCAUAAUAUUAUCAAUAACAAAAGUGUAUCUGUUAAACGUCGCCCUUCCAAUUUAUCCUGUAGUCGUGUUUUACCAAAUGAUGAUCGACUCUAUUCACCACAAUCAGUUAAACCAUUUAGAAGUGUUUCCACCCUGGACUCUCGUAGACAUUGUUACCAAUCUUACUCUGGUCCUACAACCCCAGACCGUGAAAUAGUCCAUGGCCAUGGUCGUGAUUUACAGAGAAAGUUUAGUGAUCCAAGAUUAGUGUCUGAUCACAGAGAUCAAUACAAUUAUUAUCAACAACAACAAAGGAUAACAAAAAAUAAUUACUUGACUUACCAACAGUAUUUACAGCAUCAAAACAAGUCAACAAUGGAACUUAUUCGCAAUGGCGCUAGAAUGCUCUGGUGUGAAUUACCGCAGGUCCGUGAACUGGGUUUACUUCGUGAACUCUCACCAGCUCAGAGGCAGUUACAAGAGGCUCUUUUCGAAGUGAUCACAUCUGAAGCUUCUUACCUGAGAAGUUUAGACAUUCUAGUCAACCAUUUUGCAAAUAAUGCUAUACUAUCUAAUCCAGCCUUUCUGGAUCCUCGACGGAGAGCUGAAUUAUUUUCCAAUAUACAUGUGAUAAGAGACAUUUCUCACAAUCUGAUGAACAUUUUAGAGGUUCGCUGGAGACAGAAUCUCGUUUUAACUGAUGUUUGUGACAUUUUAGUUGAUUAUGCUUACAACCAUUUUGCUCCCUACUUAACCUAUUGUCGUUUUAAACGUCGCCAAGAAUCAACCCUUCGGGAACUUCAGCUGUCAUCAAAAUUCAACACUUUAAUCAGACAACUAGAAAUGGAUCCAAUUUGUCAAGGAUUGACUCUCCAUUCAUUCUUAUUAUUACCUGUUCAACGGGUUACCCGGUAUCCUCUGUUGGUUGAGGCAAUACUUCGUCGUCUUCCACCCGAUUCAGCUCAAUAUCGUUCCUGUAAACGAACCCUGUUUGCCACCGAUAAGUUAGUUAAAGAGUGUAAUACUGCUGCCAAUCAAUAUGACAAAUAUCUUGAUCUCACCUCUAAACUUAAAUUUACCUCAAAUAACAUGAAAGGUUUAUCAAUAAAUGAGCCCCGAUGGUUAAUUAUGAAUGUAGAAGUAACCCGAUUAAAGCCGGAAACACAGUCAAACUUAUUGAUUGGCACCUUUCGUGCACCUCAUUGGUCCAAUUCAGUUAAUGUUUUAUCCAUACUGAGUGACAUGGUAUUACUGAGCAAGAAAAAAGGAGAUGAGUUAACUGUAUACGACUAUUGUUUCCGAGAUCUUGUCCAGAUGAGAAAAGUUGGCCUGGAUACGAAUGAACGAACUUUAUUUAAUUGCAAGCUUCCAGAAACUUAUAAAAAUUUGGUUAAGAUGACAUUUCUUCAUAACAAUUGUGGUAAAAGGAUUGAAUAUUGUCUCAACUUCAAUUCAAUAUCUGAACGAGAUGAGUGUCUCUCCAUUUUAGAUCCAAAGACAAACUUUAUAAGGACUGAACAAUUCAUGGAAUCUUCAUGUAAGAUUUGGGAAGAUUCAGUGAAACAUCAGCAGCAACAGACAACCUGUUGUCCUAACCAACAUAAUGGCUGUCAAAAUGGAGAGUACGGUCAUGAGAUUUAUAUAUGAAGAGUAAAUCAGAAAAAUCUCACAACGAUAUCGCCAUUCUCAUCAAUUACAACAUUAUCUUCCCUCAUCUAAAUCCUUCCUCUUUGCAACUCACAGUUGUCAGUUGGUGGAACAAAAAAGAUGAACAAGAUUUUAAACACUUAGCUGAACGAACACGACAUCAUCUUCACCUUUUUCACCUUCUUCUCACUCCGUCUUCAUUUGCAUAACAUUUUUUGUUCACUUCUUCUCCUACUUCAACUUCAACUUCAACUUUACUCAAUCUUUUUUUGAUUUUUUUCUGGUUCAUGGUCAGAGUGAAGGAUUUUUCACCCACAUCCUCCUACCAAGUUGAAACGAGACAUCAUCUAAUAUCAUUUCAUCUUUUUUGAUCGUCUUCAUUUGGAACAACUUGUCCGUAAAUGUUGCCGUAAAUUUAAUCAACAUGACGAACAAACUGUCAAAGUUGAACAUCUUUUUUCUUCAUCGAAACUCAACAGAUAAACAAGUCAUGAAUCAACUUAACAAUCAACGAAUCUCAUCAUCAUUAAACAUCACAACAACCCUUCAUCACUUUACUUCUCGCAACACAUACAAACAAACUCACAACAAAAUGUCAUGUUUAAACCGAUCUCAUGCUCAUUCACAAAAUACACUCAACUUUUAGAUACAAUCACAUUCCCAAGUGAACAUCAUUUUCACUAUUCCGUCCAAGUGACUUUCAUUUAGUGAUAUUUAUCAAUUUGGCUGCCAUUUUUACAACCAUCAUUAAUUAUACAACUAUUGUUACUAUUAGUUUUGAUGCCACUUUAUUAACUCUGUCAUCUUUCACCUACUAUUUAUAAAUCCAACAAGUGUUAAGUUUGCGCCCUUAAUGCUAAAAGGCAUCUUUUUUUGAUAUUUUGAUUCCACAUUCAUUUACCUUUUUUUAAAAUGAACCCAAUAUUUACAUAAUUUUGUUACCCAGUAUUAAUCAUGUUGAAUUUUAAUCAAUAUUGAUCAAUAAUCAUGAAAAGUAAUCUCAUGUAAAUUAUGUUCAACGAUUUAUUCCAACGGACAGAGUUUGUAAAGUAAAUCAAAAGAAAAAUCAUAUAAAAUGUUAGAUUAAUGUUAGUUUUGUUUUGCUCAUGUUAACUCUUUAACCUGUACAUGGUUGAAGGACAACAAUUAAGGCUACCUAAUUAGUGAUUCACAUGACACAUUAAUUAAUGAUGGUGCACCUUGAUUAAUAUUGUCAUCUUCCUUAAUCAAAUCUAAAUUUACUCUCUCUUUUCACAACCAUUUUGAUUACAUUUUCUUGCAAUUAAUACAAUAAAAAUAGUUGCAGUGAUUGUUACAAUGUUAUUUUCAAAGUAUAUUAUUAACAAUAAUAAACUAAAUAGGGUAAACACUGAUUCAAUUGUAAAUUCACUUUAAAAAAGGACAAAUUGUAUAAUAUUGAUUGUUCAUUUGGCUCUUCCUUUUCCCUUUUGGCUUGGCCUUUAUUGUAAUAUUAUUAUUAUUA